Molecule: messenger RNA, 1289 nt
Organism: Clarias gariepinus (North African catfish)
Lineage: Eukaryota; Metazoa; Chordata; Actinopteri; Siluriformes; Clariidae
Gene: cxcl18a.1
Product: chemokine (C-X-C motif) ligand 18a, duplicate 1
Exons: 5
Coding region: 356-718 (120 amino acids)
Biological process (GO): immune response
Cellular component (GO): extracellular region
Molecular function (GO): chemokine activity
Source: RefSeq, a predicted model, not a curated record
AGUCCUUUGCAGGAAAUCUCAGUUCACACAUACGGGCAAUUCAGCAUAAUGCCACCUACUGACAUGAUUUUGGGAAGACAAACAGGAAGAAAACAAGCAAAACACAUGCUGAAACCUGGCUCCACAGUUCAAUUUUCUAUUACACAGUAAGAAUUUCCUUUUCAAGAAUGACUACCUUUGAUGGGUUAAUAAUUAACAAACAAGGAAUUCAAGAUUUCAGCUGCUCCAAGCCAAUACUAGAUAUCAUGUCACAGGCCAAUUAUGGGCAGGCCGGAAGAAAAGGAGAAAAACGUGAAGAAAAAGCUUGUAUCUCCUCCAGCAAACUCAAACGCAGAGAUUCUUCACUGCAACCAACAUGGCUUUCAGCAUCGUGAAAAAGACUUUGCCUCCACUGCUUGUUUUCCUUUGCUUAAACAUCAUCACAAACAAGACAGAAGCAGUAAACAUUCGGGAGAAAUGCAUGUGCAUCCAACAGACUGAAGCAGUAUUAUGGGGACGCGUGAAGGACUUCAGCGUGAUUAAUUCAGGACCUCAUUGCAAUAAAGAUCAGAUCAUUAUCAAAAUGCAGAGUAAAUCAGUUUGUCUGGCUCCGAACUCCAAACAAGGCAAGAAGCUGCAGAAAUGUUGGAAGAGGAUUAACUUCAAUAAAGGGAAGAAGAAGGCUUGCCUGCAGCAAAGAAAAGUCAAACGAAAACAAAAAAAGUCCAAAACGCCAUAACUCUGUUAAAGUUAUUUGACAGCUAUAUAUAACGCACAUGUAACCUUUUGGUUAUUGAUUUUUACGUACAAAAGAAUUUUUGGUAGGUAAUUUCCAGGAGUGUACUACAAAGAAGUGCUAAUUUGAGGCCAAGCCCUUUGUUAUUUCAGCAGUUCUACAGUAUGUAUUUUGAAUAUAGGUUUCACACCUAAAUGGAAGGUAUAAAAACUGUCAAAAAAGGCCCAAUAUGUAUUGUUCUAUGCGUGUACUAAAGAAUAGUGCUGAUGCAACUUUAUUCGAUAAUUGCAUUUUCAGCAAUGCUUACAUUAUAUUAUAUUAUACUAUAGUUAGACAUUUUUUGUGUUCUAAUAACUUACAGAAAUAAAAUGUGUAGCUUCAAAUUACUCAUGUAUAAUGUAAACCAAGCAAAGUUGCCUAGAACAAAAUAUGUUUGCUGCUUAGAAUUAAUUUAGUGACUUACUUAAGGACAAAUUAAUGGCUAUUAUAAAGUAUAGCUGACAAGUUGCAUGUUGCUAAUUGCACUUCUAUCAUACAAGGCUGCAUAUACAUUAAUAAAACAAUGAUUUCUGUA